Molecule: messenger RNA, 2102 nt
Organism: Aspergillus ruber CBS 135680
Lineage: Eukaryota; Fungi; Ascomycota; Eurotiomycetes; Eurotiales; Aspergillaceae
Exons: 3
Coding region: 394-1710 (438 amino acids)
Source: RefSeq, a predicted model, not a curated record
CCAGCCAAUAGCGAAAUAACCGCAUCCUUUUUAUUUCAGCGUGUUUGACAUGCGAGGCUUGGAGAUGCAACACCCAGAUGCGAUUGGCGCAGGGCACCGGAUCUCUGCCUCCAGGCGUCACUAGUAGAUGAAAAUAGACACGUCAGCAGAUGUGAUUUUCAGGACGAGAGAAAUUCGCCUUGUUGUUUCUGCUGAUGAGAAAGGUGGAAUGGUGGACUUGGCAGACCGAGGGCAAGUAUAAAGAGGACAAUUGAGGUUGCAGAGAUUGCAACAUCUCAACUCAAUUCUCCCACAACCCGCACUCUUCCCUUCAGCUUCCACUCCCCUCCUCUUCCCUCUUUUCAAUCACCUGUCUGUCAUAAUAUACCCCUAAACAUCCCCAUUUCCUAAAAUAUGCCCCCUACCUUUCAUAUGAACAACUUCAAGCCGUGGGCUCGCUCUUACAGAAAGCCAUUUUCACCAUACAAAUCACCCAAUCCAUGCACCCCAAGAACCCAAAAAUCCUCUCGCCCCAAGCCUUAUCAUGAUUCCCUUCCAAGCACUUUGCCACUUCCUAAGCAUAAUCUCCCUGCACGGCCACCAGCCGAAGUUUGCGUGCAUAUCAGUGCAAACACUCAGCUGUGUACAUCAUCAAGCUCUCAGUCUCAACCACUGGAAAUAUCUGUACCAGAACAGAAUACAUAUCUGGAGACUCCUGAGCACAGCACAACAUCUCCCCAUGAUUCAGCGCCUCACUUCUCAGAUCCAGAUCCAAUAUCCUGCUGCGAUGUUCAAGAUGACACUGAUAUCCCAAUCGAGCCGCCCGCCUUCCGGGGAGAUUCGGCAGAGAAUGCUCUAUCAUCUCCCAGUAUAUCUAGCUCAGAUGACAGUCCAGAAGAGUUUUUCAGGCUUCCGAAUGCACAGGAUGACAUUCCCAUCGACCCGGCAAUCCUUGGCAACCACUGGCCUUGGGAGGAUAGCAGCCUCCAGCAAUCUGUCCCAGAAGCCGACAGCUUCAUCAAUUCAGAGACGACUUGUUCAUAUCCUGACCCUCCACCCGUUCUUCACAGCCCACCUAACUAUCAUAGAGGUUCCUGCGAAAAGGCUGGUGGCCAGAAUGGCGAUACUCAAACAAGUGACCACUCUCACAUCCAUGAUCAUCAACAACUGCACCCCUCCCAACGUAACACUGAUCCUGAUGCUUCCUACCCUGGUGGUGUCCGUGGUGACCAUCAUGUCGGUUGGCAAUCAAAAAGUUCCAAGUGGAAGACGCAACAAUCAGACGGGCGAGCUCACAAACGGCUUCGAGUUCCAUCAAUGUUGCCGCCCAAGGAGGAUUCCUUCACGCUUUGUUCUCACUUCAUGUCUGCCCCACUCGACGAUCGUUUGCAAUUCCUUUCUUGGCAAUUCGAAGGUGCUCUACCACAUUGUAUGUCUAACUCUCCACUGACAGCAUGUGAAGAGAGAGAUGCGCUAGCAACAAGUUGCUCAAGUACCUCGCAUGAGAUUGAACAAAAUAGGCGUGAUCGUAGAAAGGCCCGAGGAGGCUCCAGAAAGAAUAUGCCAUGGUCCAUGGAAGAAACGAGCCUUCUGCUGAAGUUGAGAAAGGAAGAGAGUCGGCCUUGGUCAGAGGUUGCAAGGUUAUUCUCGGAGCGCUAUCCAGGGAGGACUUUAGGCGCGAUACAGGCAUACGAUAUUGGCAUUCUGACCGUUUACAAACUAAGAGGAUGAGUUAUAACAAGCCAUCAUAUCCUCUUAUCCACUGAUGAUUCGAUUGGCACUGAAUUCUCUCCCUUUCAUGCAACUGAGCUAGCUGCCACGCAUUUAUAAACCAGCUAUCCGAUGCAUGCACCCCACACUGUAAUGCAACUGGGCCAGGUCCUUAGGUCCUCUCAUUCGUUCCCACAGUUCUGCUCAGAUCCAGACACGCCCCUGUGGCCACCACUGGGGACAGCAACACAUACAUGAGCCUGGUGUUAGUCGCGAUCAUGUCGCAUAUUAUACUUCUGGCCACAUCAGCGAGUUGUGUGUCGGUCGGUCAUCAUCAUGCAAACCCAGUCCUUUCCGGCAGUAUUUAUUGUCUGUGGUGAUUCAAUGCAUGUGAUUCUGGGUUGCUAGAGUAG